Molecule: messenger RNA, 2253 nt
Organism: Ictalurus furcatus (blue catfish)
Lineage: Eukaryota; Metazoa; Chordata; Actinopteri; Siluriformes; Ictaluridae
Gene: hnf1bb
Product: HNF1 homeobox Bb
Exons: 7
Coding region: 145-1782 (545 amino acids)
Biological process (GO): insulin secretion; positive regulation of DNA-templated transcription; liver development
Cellular component (GO): nucleus
Molecular function (GO): RNA polymerase II cis-regulatory region sequence-specific DNA binding; DNA-binding transcription factor activity, RNA polymerase II-specific
Source: RefSeq, a predicted model, not a curated record
CAGUGGUUUUUCUACUGCAAGCAAAUUAAAUGCUCGAACCACUUAUGGGUGUGAUGGAGAGUGAUGUUCACAAACUUUUGGCCAUAUUGGGUAAAUAGGUCUGCUAUGCAUUAGAAUCAGAGCAGAAGUAGCAGAGGAGUGAGGAUGGAGUAUUUGUGCAUUUGUGUUAGCGGUAGCCCCGCCCACAACACAAGGUGCGCCGCCCCCUCGGCAGGUGCGUUAUCACACCACGGUGCGGUCUCGUGGUCGAGUGCAGUCCGAAGCAGUGUUCCGCAGCUGUGCUCUGCUCAGCUCCGCCGCGUUUCCCCGAGCUGCGAGGACCUCCUCGCCACCGGCUUCAUGUUUGCUGACAUGGUGUCGCAGUUGACGUCUCUUCAGCAGGAGUUACUGAGCGCCUUGUUGGACUCGGGACUGACCAAGGAUGAGCUCGUGCAGGCGCUGCACGACCUAGAGCCGCGUCCGCCAGGCUUCCCUAUCAAAACCGAGAAGCCCUUAUCCCCAGCCAGCGCUAACGGUGCCAGCGAUACGGAGUCCAAGCCGGUGUAUAUGACCCUGCAAGCCAGAGGGAGUAAAGGGUCCGGGGACGAAGGCUCAGAGUCCGGGGAGGACUUCGACACGCCGCCCAUCCUCAGAGAACUGCAGGCGCUCAACACCGAGGAGGCGAACGAGCAGCGCGCCAUGGUGGAGCGCAUGCUGGCUGAGGAUCCGUGGCGCGCAGCCCGCACUAUUAAAGGCUACAUGCAGCAGCACAACAUUCCUCAGCGCGAGGUGGUGGACGUGACAGGACUGAAUCAGUCUCACCUCUCGCAGCACCUGAACAAAGGAACGCCCAUGAAAACAACCAAACGAGCCUCGCUCUACGCCUGGUAUGUCCAGAAACAACGAGAGAUUGACCGGCAGUUUGACCGUGUUCAGGGCUCCAGUGACUCGGGCAGUCAGGAUCAGGUCCUGUUUUUUUUCCCAGAAUUCCACCACAGCGGGCAGAACGUGGGCUCAGCGUCAGGGACGCUCGCGGACGAAGGCGUGCCGGGUUCAAAAAGACUGAGGCGGAACCGCUUCAAAUGGGGCCCGGCGUCUCAGGAGAUCUUGUACAAGGCCUACGAGAGGCAGAAGAACCCCAGCAAAGAGGAGAGAGAAGCGCUGGUGGAGGAAUGCAACAGGGCCGAGUGUGUACAGAGGGGUGUGUCACCCUCUAAAGCUCACGGUCUCGGCUCUAACCUGGUCACAGAAGUUCGCGUCUAUAACUGGUUCGCUAACCGGCGCAAAGAAGAAGCUUUCCGACAGAAGCUGGCUAUGGACACGUAUCCUGUUCACAGCCUGAACCCCUUACUGCCUCCCACACACAGCCAGCACCAUCACAGCAGCCCAGAUACGAAACUCAGAUACAGCCAACCGGGAUGCAGUGAUGUCACUUCCUCAACGAGCAUCGGUCACCAUGGCAACAGCCACUCGGUGUUACAGCAGGUGUCUCCACCUGGCCUGGACCCCUGUCACAGCUUGUUGUCCCCUGAAGCCAAGAUGAUUUCGGCCUCGGGUGGAGUCUUGCCCCCUGUGAGCACUCUGACUAACAUCCACAGUCUGUCCCAGUCCUCACACCAUCACCAGCAGGCCCAGAGUCUCAUCAUGACCCUCGCUGCUCAGAUGCCCUUUGCAGGCUUGGUGACAUGGCACAGGUGUGAAAAUACUUCCUCGGCAGCUAAGCGACAAGAGUGCCUUACCGCAGUAGCCUUGACGACCUCUCAAGCCAAAGCACCAUUAAGAAGAGCACUGCGAUCGCAAUAAACCACUAAAGAACACUACAGGAAUCGUUAUUUCAGGCAAGAGGGAUGAAAGCGCUGGAAAACAUUUGGAGAACUGACUCUACGGCAUAACAUAUGCUUGUUAAGGGCUCCGACGUGGCAUCACGGCAUUUCCCAUCCAAAAUGUAAACGUCAGAGUGAACGCGCGACCUCUGCAUCCGAUUAGCUGUCUGACGAACUAUUGAACGUAGAAUUUGCAUAGAUCUACACCGGGUACGGCAAUCACGGACUCUCUGGUACGGCGUGAACUCCUUUCGCUCGACGAAUGCUGCAUCAAUCGCCUCAGUGUAAAUAGUCCAAGACUAUAAUUCCUAUAAUUUCAGGUCGAAAGUGAAAUCGAGAUGGAGCGUGAGGUCAAGCAAGAGAGAAUAAUGGUCAGACUGCGUAGUAGUACAAUUCUGAUAUUAUAGAGACAAUGAGUUCUGUAUAAUUAAAUCCCAUUUAUUUUAUUUCA